UGGAAACCCGCAGACACCGGGGAAUCAGGCAGAUAAAUGACGAAAGCGGAUGGUGAAAAGAAAACCUACGGAAAGAAGGAAAACGGCAUGCAUUGAAUAUCGACACCGGAGUUCCCCUGCUCGCAUUCUCACUACGUCCUUGGCGGAUUCUCCGUUGGCUUAUAAAGGUGGGUGGAACCGUUUCUAGCGACACACGGUUCACCAACUCCUCGGCCGAACGUCACCGAGCGAUAAACCAUGCCAGCCACCGAGGGGACCUUCGACCAGUCCUGGGAUCAGAAGCAGGAUUCUAACGACUGGCCGCCUCUGAAUCCGAAGAACGGAGACGCCACUAGUUUGCCCGUCGAUGUGUUGCAGGGUCAAUUUCGUUCGGUAUCAAUCCGUAAUGACGAGGACGACGACGGUGAAUCGAAAAAUUUCCCGAGGCACAACGAAUCUUCCUCAAGUUUGAAUCAAGCAACUUGGCGCAGUCUUCCGAUUAAAGAAAACCACGAACAGUUCCUCCGCGAUUUCAUGGACAUCGUCAUCGAGAAGGCCGUAUUCGAGGGAACAUCUAGGAAAAAUCGGGUAGUCGAAUGGACGGCACCAAUAGACCUCCUGUCCGCAAUAAAUCUGAACCCGGAAGACAAGGGCUUGACGCACGAGGAUCUGCUGUCCUUAGCGAAGAGCGUGAUUCGUUACAGCGUGAAGACAGGACAUCCUCGUUUCAUAAAUCAACUAUACUCGUCCAUCGAUCCAUACGGACUGGCUGCCCAAUGGUUGACAGACGCGCUGAAUCCUUCCGUCUACACUUUCGAAGUGUCCCCAGUAUUCUCUGUAAUGGAAGAAGUUGUGUUAAAAGAAAUGCGAAAGAUCGUGGGAUGGCCAGACGGCAAAGGUGACGGAAUAUUCUGCCCUGGGGGUUCAAUGGCGAACGGAUACGCGGUGAACAUUGCGAGGCAUCAUCAGUUUCCACAGCUGAAAGAAACCGGCCUGAGCCAAGGUCCGAGACUGGUGGUUUUCACUUCCGAAGACGCUCACUACUCGAUAAAAAAGCUCUGUGCCUACCUGGGAAUCGGAACCAGUAAUGUUUACAGCGUGCGCGUUGAUUCCCGCGGAAAAAUGAUGCUCGAUGAUCUCGAAGCUCAAAUUCAAAGGGCCGUUGCGGAAUGUGGAGUCCCAUUGAUGGUCUCUGCGACUGCGGGAACAACAGUGAUUGGAGCGUUCGAUCCGCUUAGGGGAAUUGCAGAUAUUUGCAGAAAGUAUAAAAUAUGGUUGCACGUCGAUGCUGCUUGGGGUGGUGGUGCGUUGGUCUCCGCAAAGUACAGCCACCUUCUGGACGGUAUUGAAUUAGCAGAUUCAGUCACUUGGAAUCCUCACAAGCUGCUAGCAGCUCCGCAGCAGUGCUCAACACUUUUGACACGUCACGAAAACCUUCUGCAGGCGGCGCACAGCGCAAAUGCUACAUAUCUGUUCCAGAAAGAUAAAUUUUAUGACACUUCGUAUGAUUCUGGAGACAAACACAUUCAGUGCGGAAGGAGAGCAGACGUCUUCAAGUUCUGGUUUAUGUGGAAAGCCAAGGGAUCCGAUGGUCUCGAGUCACACAUUGACAGAGUCUUUCAGCUCUCCGAAUACUUUGCUGAUACCAUAAGAGGAAGGGACGGAUGGAAGCUGCUCGUUGAGCCGGAAUGCACCAAUGUCUGUUUCUGGUAUGUUCCUCCGUCCAAGCGGCACCUCAAAGGCGAAGAGUUAACUUUGGCGCUGCAAAAAAUCGCUCCUCUUAUUAAGGAAAAGAUGGUACGCAAGGGAUCAAUGCUCAUAACUUACCAGCCUCUAAGAGAACAUCCAAACUUUUUCAGGCUUGUACUGCAAAACUCUGGUGUGACGGAGAGUGAUGUGAUGUUCUUUAUCGAAGAAAUAGAAAGGCUUUCUUACAAAUUGUAAAUUCUGUGAUAUACGUGAAGUAACAUCUGAUAUACAAUUUAUAAUUUGUUUAUAUAUAUAGUUAUUUAUAGACCUAAAAAAAUGUGUAAAUAUUCAAAAUUUGUAGCGUGAUGUACGUGUAGUGAAAAAUUAAUAUUGGGCAUGUGCCAAAUGUAAAAAAGUAUUAGUGGAAACCACACGAUUACAUUCUUCGUUUCCCUGAUAAUCCUGUGUAGAAUAUUUAUUGAAGUAAUGAAAAUAGUAGUUUCAUUUUUGCUAUUGCUGAAAUUGUGGCUGCUUUAUUAAUUCAACUAAAAUUACGCGAUGUAUUUAAAUUUAUUUUUCGCAAUGAUCACUUAUCAAUAAUAGCUUUUACUUAUCUUUGACCAGCACACUUGUUUGACCGUAUUUACAACUUUAUAUACAUGUGUAUAUAAAUGUAUAUAAAAUAUUAUAAUAAAUUAUCACUUAGUAAAUAGUCUAGCUUUUACAGCGUCAGGUUUCAUUUAGCUAUACUCUUCAAGGAAUUUUUCGUGGAAUUCUUUUAGACUAGCAAGCAUAGUCUUAAUUUUAUCCUUUUGGGGUAAAAUGGUCGUUCGAAAAUGAUAUGUUCCGG
Molecule: messenger RNA, 2518 nt
Organism: Neodiprion virginianus
Lineage: Eukaryota; Metazoa; Arthropoda; Insecta; Hymenoptera; Diprionidae
Gene: black
Product: cysteine sulfinic acid decarboxylase
Exons: 2
Coding region: 238-1923 (561 amino acids)
Biological process (GO): carboxylic acid metabolic process
Cellular component (GO): cytoplasm
Molecular function (GO): carboxy-lyase activity; pyridoxal phosphate binding
Source: RefSeq, a predicted model, not a curated record